CAACACGGUCAAAGGUCAUGCUUCGCAUCAUGGUGGAUGAAUCUGUAACCUACUCUGUAGACGCCGUUGAUAUCGUCCUAAAAUUUGGUCUCUUCUUAGGUGCAAUUUUUCAGAUUGUUGCAAUAUUGUCUAUUUUGGUACUACCAAGAAGAACAUCGGAUAAGGAGUUACAGGAGACUGCUGCUGAAACUGAUGACAUUGAUGUUGCAGAAGUUCAACUAUCUCAGAGUCAAGUAAAAAGACCAAAGCAAGAAAAGAAAAAGAAGAAGUAGACAUUUCUUUCAGAUAACUGAUAUAAUUUGAAACGAUGGCAAAAUCCAGAGCUAAAUCUCGGCAUACGAAGGCGAAGAAUACCGCAGCCUCCUCCAGCAAUAGAGGGAGACCCAGUACCAGGAGCCCAAAAGGAAAAUCCAAAUCUGGACGCAAGCCGCUAGAGAUUAAAGUCACAAGAGCCAGAGGUAAGAAAGAUGCUUGGGAAUCGAGGGCCGUCUUCUCUUCCAACACGUCUGGCACAAUGUUCAGGAGCAUUGGGGUCAACACCGAGCCUGUCGAAUUUGCAUCUGAUGCCAAGGGGGGUGGUCCAAAGCGAGCCAAGGUGCCCAAGAAUGAGCCGUUGCUGCAGAAGGUGGUGACCUACAUGCGGACCUUCAACCAUGCCAGAGCCCUGAGCGCCCUUCUCACCAGCCCUUCGGUUCGCAGUGCUCUGCCGGCAGUGGUGGAAGUCGAGGUACGCAAAGAAGUUCAGAGGUUUGUGAAGAAACCCUUGAGCUUUCCCAGUCCACAGAUCGUAGCUACAGGAGACAAGACACAUCGCAUCACCGAGUCAGCCUGGGGACAUAUUCUGGCUGAGUUCAAGAAGGAGAUGCCAGUAUUCUACAUGUCAUGUAUGGCAGCCCUGGCCCCUAAGAACAAACAGUACACCAUCAACAACCCUGACAGCUACGAAUCGUCCAACAGAGGCAGACUUGGUAUGAUAAUGACCAUUCCACUUUUCACUCGUCGCGAGCGCAAGUUUCAGUAUCUAUCGAGUCUCAUUGGUGGUCAGCUCUGGCGCCAUGGAUGCCGGCAGAGGAUCUUUCAUGAGUUGUAUCGUCUUGGGGUGAGUCAGAGGAGGCACGGAUCUAUGGAUGCUGCUAGAUGGUUAGAAGGAGAGACCACCAAAGGAGACAGGAUUAUGAAACAAAAAUACAAGAUAAUGGAUGAGGUAGAAGCUUUACAGAAUGGAGUCCUGCCAAGUGCCGAGCGCUAUGAAACAAGCGAUGAUGAAGGAAGCAGUGAGAGCGAUGAUGACGAGAGCGAGGAGGAGGUUGACGAGUCUAGCGAUGGAGAGAGUGAGGAGGAUCUCCUAGAAGAGAGUGAUGAGGAAGACGAGAUCAUGGCCAAACCAGAGAGGGUCAGAGGUCGCGGUAAGAGGAGCCAGCAUCAAGUGGUGAUUGAGGAAGCGGUGAUGGAUGACAACUGGCAAAACGAUGGGAAAGGAGGGAAAAGGAGCAGUUCAGAAGUUGUCAUCUCUGAGAUGGUGAAGAUUGCGGAACAGAUGUCGGAGACGUCAGAGCAGAUGAAGUCCUCUUUGAAACGGAAGAGAAUUCCCAGACCAGAGGAGGUGACAGUCCUGUCCCAGGAUAACAACCAGAUUGUCCUGCAGGUCAGCAAAGAAGGAAUGGUGAUCCCCGUCUCGGAUGCUUCAUCAGGGGUGCCCAUCAUGGUGGAGCCGUCGGGUCAAGGAGGCUUCAUGAACAUAAAAGAAGUCAUGAUGGAUGGGGUACCCACCCAGAUUGUCCAUCAAGAAGUUGUGACGGAGGAAGAAAUGGAUCCUGAGAUGAUGGCUGCACAGCUGUUGCAGCAUGUCCUUCCAACAGAGAUAAUCACCUCUACUCAGACCAUUCCACAGGAGGUCGUGACCUCUACGAUGCUGCAGACCGUAUCUCCAGAGCAAGCUGUCCAUGAGGUAGUCACCAUCCAGGAGACUCCAGGAGGGCAGCAGACAAUAGUCACCCAGAAUGUGGUUCCACAGGAGAUCAUCCAGGAGCAAGUGGUCCAGGAGCAUGUGGUCCAGGAGGUCCAGGAGGUUCCAGGAGAAGAGAUUAUCCACGAGGAGAUUGUUCAGCAGGAGGUGGUGUUAGAUGGAACCAUGCAGGGAGGAGGAGGAGGAGACCUGCAAGGCGAGAUGGUACCCACUCAGAUCAUGACCGACAUGGGCGACAGCGAAAUGACGACCGUUGUUGUUACGACCGAAGUUGUCACAACAGAGGAUGGAGGGACGACACAAGUUGUUAUGGUCGCAGAAGAUCAACGAACCCCCAAAAAGAGGCCAGCAGAAGCGGAACCAGAAUCAGAGGGCAAGCGAAAGAGGAAAAUAAGAGCUCCUUACUCCCCUUGAUAGACUAAAUACCUAUGAAAAUCUGUUCCCCAAUCUAUUUUAUUACGAGUCACGACAUUUGUUUAAUUUUGUAAUUGUAUUUCAGUGCUAAAAUAAAAUGUAAAUAAAGCUUUAUGAAAGACUGUUCAAUUUUUAAUGCUCUUAGGUGAACAUCUGUUGAUUGAUUGUUUGUCAUAUUUUGUAAAUGCAAUGGUAUGGAUUAUUUUCACAUGACCUUCAAACAUGAGUGAACAUUGCUACUAUCACGUCCUGUAUUGGGAGUGCUAGCUAUUCAUUCCAUAUCUUUAGAUCCAAUUUUUUAAAGAAUUAUCAGUCAUGGUAGUGCAAAAAGUAUGGAAUACCCAAUUCUGUGUCAAACAGUAAUAAAGUUUGGUUGGAUUUUUCUUCUGUUUUCUCUGAUGUUGCCACUACCAGUUUGCUAUGGUUUACCGUAAGCAAAGAGUGUUGCUAUGGACAUAGGAUAAUAGAUUUGUUUUUCAUGGUGGUCAUGAGUUCUCGUAUUGAAAAUGUUGUCAACUCCCUGUGCAAUGGAGUCGUCAUUGGGGUUUCAAAGACCAGUAUAAUACAAAAUAGCUAAAAUAUAUAUUAACCAUAUACCCUGAAAUUACUAAGUCAGAUUGAUACACGAGGGCCAAAUUUAUUCAUAGAAAUCCCUGCAUGCCUGUUGCCCUUUCAUUCUUUAGUUUUUACUUGGCUGUUUAACAUUAUACAUUACAUUUAUUGAUACAUAUAUUGUUCAAUUUGUUGUGUCUUUUAACAUCCAUAGUACAUUUGUUCUGGAUUUUGUGCAAAUCUUGGUUUUCUGGUCAUCCCCAAACUCAAGAUUACCUUUAAGGAAACAAUAGAAAAACCACAAAUGUUACAUCAUUCAAUACAUCUGUAUACCUCAUUUUUUCUCUCCUUGAAGUGGUAUAAUUUUGAUGUGCAUUAUUUCCUUGGAACCAUUUUUAUCAUAAUAAUAAGAUAGAAGACAUAAUUAAACUGUUUCUUUGAAAACUGUUCUAAAAAUAUAUUGUUUCUUUAAAAUAGCCCCUUUUAUUCCACAUUCAUAAUCCAUGUAUUUCUAUUUGUUGUCAACUUGUUAUUAUCUUGUUUAUUGAAGGCAUGGUGGCAUGAUGAUGGUUUCCGUAUAUAUUGCAUCUUGAAAAUAUGUUAUCCAAUGAAUUCUCCUUCAGUUGUUGUACAUUGUAGCUGAUUAUAUUGUGAAUUCAUACAUUGUAAAUACUUUCUAUGGUACAUAUGUACAUAAAGCUAAAGCGAAAUAUUGUUGAUUUUUGUAAGCUUCAUUUGUAUUGCUAUCAAAGCAACAAAUGGCCCUUUUAGUGUAUAUAUGAUUGUGUAAAAUAAGAAUAGACAACAGAAGUUGGGAAAAACCGAUUGUCAAAUGCUUGAUUUUGCGUACUAACACCAAGACAAUGAUUUCUUAUUUUCUGAUUGGUGAUGCAUUUGUUAAAGAGAAUGCCAUGGAUGAUUGUGAUGACCCAUUUCUUUUAAUCUUUUUAGAUACCGACAGUUUUGCACCUGUCAACUACUGUCCUUAUAUUUUAAAUAAACAGAUUCUCUGUGUAUGAUUAUUAUUCAUUUGGCUACUAUAUUGUUUCCAUAAAAAUGUGUGCCAAUCCUAGUUGCUGAUGGAAAGAUACAAACAUGUCUUACAUGCUCUAGAUGCUAAUGCUUUUCAUUUUACUCAAUGCAUUUACAGUCCAAGAAUUCUUGAAUGGAUAUUAUCAUUAUUAUUUGACUACGGAGGGUUUGAAAAGAACUAUUUGAUAUUCUUUAGCUUGUUUUUAUUUGCCAGUAAAGAAAUUGUAAAUUUAGAGUUAUUAGCUCAAUUUAGAAAACAAAACUCACUCAGUACAGACAUCACAUGACAUGAAAUCCAGUUUUAAAAUGUUGAAAGUAUGGAUUUGUUGUACAUGUAUUUAUAUAGGGGCUCCAGUAAACAAACUUAAAAAUGGUUUGACCUGUAUUGGCACGUGACACAAGCUGUAAAUAUAUUUUGAUAUAUAUGUGUACACCAAUGUUUCAUAAAGCUAUCUACAUAGCACAAUUAUCACAGGAUUUUUUUUUUUUUUUUAAUUUAGUUUUUUGAAAUUUGAUAAUAUCACACUAUUCUCCAUCUUCUUUUGCAUGGGAAUGAUGAAAUGUAAAUGUGCAGUGCAAAAUGCACAGCCAAAUUUUAGUGUAAAGUUUUGAAGUGCAUGCCGAGUUUCUGUGUUAACCAAUGUAUACCUAGCGUAAACUAUUUACAUUUUUAUUGUGUACUGCUAGAACAAGAAACUGGAGGCUGUGGGGAGAAAAGGUACAGAACACAUUCUUCAUUGACAUGCCUCACUUUUCUCAUUUUAAUUUUUUUCCCCAAUUUAAACAAAAGUGAAAGUUUGCAAAUUUUCAGGGUGAAAACUAUCAGUAUUUAGGCCGGUCCUUGUUCUAGCAGUACAUAUUUUCAUUGUUAUGGUGUUCAUGUAUGUGUAAAAACAAAAUCUAUAUUUCAUUUCCUUCAAAGUUAUCACAUAUUUUGCAAAGAGUGGAAAUAAAAUGUAGUCUCUCUGUAAA
Molecule: messenger RNA, 4936 nt
Organism: Strongylocentrotus purpuratus (purple sea urchin)
Lineage: Eukaryota; Metazoa; Echinodermata; Echinoidea; Camarodonta; Strongylocentrotidae
Exons: 6
Coding region: 308-2380 (690 amino acids)
Source: RefSeq, a predicted model, not a curated record